Messenger RNA from Rangifer tarandus platyrhynchus (Svalbard reindeer), 1593 nucleotides. Lineage: Eukaryota; Metazoa; Chordata; Mammalia; Artiodactyla; Cervidae. The record is from the annotation of a GenBank genome assembly.
AUGCAUAACCUGCUCUCUGCCGGGAAAGCCUGUAUGAUCAAAGAAGAGAGCUGUCAAGGGCAAGCUGGGGACGUCGGAGGCAGGGGAAAUGACGAGGGACGCUUCCCAGCCGAGGCCUGCAGCUCGGGCUCCUGCCAGGGCGCGAAGCCCUGCUCCCCCGCGCACCUCUGCGUCCAGACUUGUGCGGCGGCUCCAGUGCAGCCUGUCCGGGCUCUCCUCCCGGAGAUCGCGCUGCUUUUGUCUGCAGCUCGGUUCACGCCAGAAAACACCACGGCUGGCCGUGCCUGUUCAGGGGUCACGAUCAAAGGGCAGGCUGUCGGAGGCAAGAAGCAAGGACCCUUUUUUAGGAUGCCUACGUCCUUGAGAUUCAGGUUCAGAUCAGCACUCGGGGCUCACCUGUCCCCUAGUCUUGGGCACCCGGGCGCCUUCCCCAGGCGGCAGGCGCGGUCACGUGGCCGCCUUCCCAGCAGCGGGGGGAGCCCGCCCCUCCCCCUCCCGUCUGGGGAAUCGGGUUACCUGGAAUGUCAGGCCCGCUUCUCCCGGUCUGGGCGGAGGCCGGAAGGGCUGGGACAAUGGCCGCGCGGAGCACCCCUUCCUCCUUCCUUCCUGUCGAGUGUUCUGCCUGACUACACAAACUCAAUGCGCGCGGCUCCCCCGUUGCAAGAAGUGGACUUGACCGGAGCUAAAACCAACAAAGGCAGAUUCUGGUGGGAGCUGCGGAAGCGCCGGGCACUGAGUCAACAGGCGGGCUUCAUUGAAAUGCAAAUGGCGCGGCCGCGGCCCCGGCGCGCCACCUCCCGCCCCUUAACUUCUCAACCCCCGCGCCGCGCCGGCCUGAAUGGGCCCAUUGACGCGCCCGGCCGCCCGCCCCGCCGCGCGCUGGCCCGGCCGCCCGGGGGCCUCUGCGGGCGCGCAGUGGGACCCGCCGGGGCGCUCAGACCUCGCGAGCUUUUGUCAUCGCCUUCAUUCCCGCACACCGUCAUCGCGUCCUCCCGCAUCCUCAUCUCCCUCGCUCCCAGACCCAACCAGGCAGUUAGACUGGAGGACUCCAUUCCCUCACAGAAUUUUCUCAGAACUCUUGAGAACCAGAGAGCCAAGGCUUACACCCCAGAGGCUACUGUUUCUGUCUGUGUGUCUGCGGGGAACGGGCCACGUGACGGGAAUAACAACAAUGAUGAUGAAGCACCUGUGCUGACAGUGCGCAUGAGCCAGGUGCCCUGCGUCUCUGAGGUCACUGGGGCGCACGGCAACCCCGGGAGGGAGGCCGUGCUGCCCCGGGUCCUGCACUUCCUUCCCGCGCUCGUCCCCCAGCUGCGGGGUGACACGACUCCCCCACGCAGCAGCGCCAUCUCCUCCGCUGGCAUCUGUGGCCAUUGUUCGCAGCCACUUCCUUCACCUCUUGGCGUCACAGGCUGUCGUGUGUGCCCUGCUCCAAGACAAGAGAUCCACAGCCGCACGAAUUCUACCCACUUCUGUUUCUAUCAGUCAACACAGAUGGGCCUUUCUGGGAGUUGUUUUCCAGGGAAUUUGUACCUCCUUUCUUUUCCUGGGCUGUUUUCACCCGCCUGUCAUUCAUUUUCUAGCCACGUGUAG